This is a messenger RNA of Cyanistes caeruleus (blue tit), 9045 nucleotides long. It is a transcript of the gene RAB30, whose product is annotated as RAB30, member RAS oncogene family. Gene Ontology annotation, biological process: Rab protein signal transduction. The record is from RefSeq and is a predicted model, not a curated record. Gene Ontology annotation, molecular function: GTP binding; GTPase activity. NCBI's taxonomy places the organism in Eukaryota, Metazoa, Chordata, Aves, Passeriformes, Paridae.
UAGAUGUGAAGCAGCUGAGUCAGUCUUCUACCUCUUUUGCCCUCAGGUCCACCAGACUCUUGGUGGUGCUUGGAGAGCUGUUUCAAGGUUCCCUGCCAGGCAGAAACAGACUGUCUCAGCUUUAUCUUGUAUCCUCUGAUUGUUUGACUAUAAGCCUAUCACAGCUGUUUGGUGGGACUGGAGUCUGUAGCUGGAGCCUUCUGCUGCGUAAAUGAGUAUGGAAGAUUAUGAUUUCCUCUUCAAAAUUGUUUUAAUCGGCAACGCCGGGGUGGGGAAGACCUGCUUAGUCCGUCGCUUCACUCAGGGGCUUUUCCCACCAGGGCAAGGAGCCACGAUUGGGGUUGACUUUAUGAUUAAAACUGUGGAGAUAAACGGUGAAAAAGUAAAGCUGCAGAUCUGGGACACGGCAGGCCAGGAGCGGUUCCGAUCCAUCACGCAGAGCUACUAUCGCAGCGCCAACGCGCUGAUCCUCACCUAUGACAUCACCUGCGAGGAGUCCUUCCGGUGCCUGCCCGAGUGGCUGCGGGAGAUCGAGCAGUAUGCCAGCAACAAGGUCAUCACCGUGCUCGUGGGUAAUAAGAUUGAUUUAGCUGAUAAGAGGGAAGUCUCCCAGCAAAGAGCUGCAGAGUUUUCUGAAGCACAGGACAUGUACUAUCUGGAAACAUCAGCAAAAGAAUCGGAUAACGUGGAAAAACUCUUCCUGGACUUGGCCUGCCGGUUGAUCAGUGAGGCACGACAGAAUACCCUUGUGAACAAUGUCUCAUCCCCCUUACCAGGAGAGGGGAAAAGUAUCAGCUACUUGACUUGCUGUAAUUUUAAUUAAAGAGCUGGCAUGUGAUUGCCCCUUCUGCCAUGGGCCAAGUGGAUUUUUCUUUUGUAUGCUGGGAUUUUUCUACUUGAAGGAAUUCCUGCCAAUCUGACCCAUCUGGCUUACUCAGAGUCAGGUUACAGUCCUGGAAACAUGGCAGGCUGAUGGCUCCAGCUGCAUGGCAAUGUAGCAGAAUACAACAGGGUUUAAAUUUCAUUUUUUCUUGCAGUCUGUGGAGCAGGUCAGAAAAGGAAGAGUUGCACAAGUGCUUCAUGUAAUGCAGAACAUGAGCUGUUUUGUUUCCUUCUGUGGGAGAGUAGACCAGCCUUUCUUGAAGAUACUGAAGAGAUCAAAAUCUCUCUUACAGAACAAUGUGUUUGAUCCUUUUUAAAGUAAAACAAAGCAAGAAGAAGUGCAACAAUGAAUGCUGACUUUGGACUACUCUGGCAAUCUGGGCUGGCAGUGAGUGAGCUCAGAGGACGUGUACAUAACGUCUGACCCUGCGUCUUCAUGGAGGACUCUGGUGUUUGAAAUAGUGUUAUGUCUCUCAUCUACAGGCACUUUCAUGAACAUGGAAUAAAUGAAAAAGUUACAUAUAGCAACAUUUUCGAGAUUGAAGAAGACAUGGAUAUGACCCAGUUGCUCCCUUUGGUGCUAGCAGUUCAACAAAUAUUCCAUAGGCCAAAUGUAGUCUUACCACAUUACUGUCUUCUUUCUGAAUGUGUAACUUAGACUGGCUAGGAAAAAAACACUAAUAAGCACUGUUCAUAAAAAUAAAAAAGUCUCAUUACCUCUUUUUCUAGGCCUGAACAUAGUGGGAAAGGACUGUGUGCUUCUUUGAUAUCCAACAAAGGAUGAAAAGACUUUCCAGAAAUAAAAAUAAAUAAAUAAAUUAACCAUUCCUCCUCUAAUUAGUCAUGUCCUGAUGUAAAAUGUUAGCCUUGGGAAAGAUUAUUGGUGGACUUGGCAAAAGUGCACCAGACAUGACCAAAGUCUUGUGCGUGCAUGGAUGGCAUAUAAGGGGUCACAGGAAGCGCAGUCUGGACUGGCAGGCUGCAAUGUGUCCAGCUGAAAAACAAAGCUCUUGUUGGAAGGCAGGAGUAUAAAUCUGUUGUAGGGGGUUUGUUUGAUGGUAAGUGGGAAUAGCAAUGGGUUGCAAGUGGCGUCCUUCCAUGUCUGCCCCAUCCAGCUCUCACCUUGUGGAACUGCUUUCACAGAUGCUCUUGAUGCUCUCUUCUUGGCAUCUGGUCCCUCUGCUAGGGUAGCUUUUAGGUUCAGGGCUGUAGAGUAAUUUUAUUUACCUGAUGCUUUGUACCCUUAAUCCCAAACUCUGGGAUGUGUAACUGUUUACAGAACCACUGAAGUGGAAGCACCCCAGAGUUUGUGAUGUUACUCCACCUCUAGUGCCAUACAGUGCAUUGCAAAUUUACGCGUUGGCAUGGGAGCGAAAGCAGAAGAUAGUGAAUGUGCACAUAAAUUAUUAUAUUUAGGAGUUUGAGUUCAGUUUAGCUAAUCUGGGUAAAUAUCUCCUGGCGAUUCCAUGGCUGUGAUAUGCUGCAGUUUAGAGUUUAAUAUCAAUUUAAUAUUAUUUGGCUUGUACUGAAGAUUAUAACAGAGCUUUUGUAUUGAUAUAAAAAGCUGCCAGUAAGUACUUCUUUAAAAAAAAAUAGCAAUUAAAAAAAAAAAAGACAUUUUUAAUUUUAUUUUUUUUUGCUUCCUGGAAAGAUUUUCUUUGGGCUGUAUAAUGUUGUGCCUUUGAUAUGUAACGAGGAGUAGACUCUGUGUCAGAGAGAGGGGGGAUUGGUUUGUCAUAUGGCCACUUUUAAUAUUUUCUUGCUAUUUUUAGGUCAUUUUUAUGACUAGUGGUAAAAAGAAGAUGUAGAAGUUGUGGUAUGAAGCUGCUUUGUCAUUUAGGUAACAUUUAGCAAAGAGCUUCUGUAAGUGUGAGAUGUUGGGGAACACGUCAUCUGCUGCUCUGCUCUGGUCCAUUUCAGUCUCUGCUCAUGUUGUAAUCUGAAGGAUUUGGAAAUGUGUGGGACUUGGUGGCUUCUGCUGUAUCUUUCUUCUUGAGCAUGCCCCAAAUACAGCUUCAUUUGAGCUUGUGAAGAGCACCCAACUCCAAGACAGCUGAUUCUGCACAGCUCUUAGGUGGUUCUUUAGAGCUGGUCUCAGGGUGUUCUGUGGCAGGUAACACUCAAGUUAAAAAUCAGUAUCAUGUGUAUUUAAUCUGUAGUAGCUCUUACUCUCUGAAGCUGGACCUGACAGCAUAUAAUUGGUAACAAAUAGGGCAGAACUCUUUGAUCAGCUUAAACAGGGAAGAAGGAGACUGCCCAGUAAAACAUCUGUGGGUUACUGAGCCUGGUUUCCAAAAAGAUCAAAGCUGGGCAGGUACUCUUCAUCCCUACCAAGCUGCUCUAUAAAUGCAUUUUAAAGUGCUCUUUGCAUCACUUCUGGAACUGGAACAUGACUGAACAAACUGAGAUGGUCAAAUAGCAGAAACAGCUAACUUUAUUUUCUUGGAUAUUUACUUUUAGAUUUCUAGAAGCCUAAAUCUUUUCCCAGUGCUUUCCUAAUCUGUAGGUGACUAUUUUGGAGACUAGCUGCCUACUGGCAACCUCAAAGCACUGGUUCUUCUUAUUGCUAGUGAAUCUUUGUGUAAGGACUCCAUCUCCAGACAGUGAUGUGCUUUUGUGGCAGGGUGGAGUACUGUGGUUGGGCUGAUGUUCAAGUGAAUGACCUGACUUCUCCAGUCAAAUUUGAACUGAUUCCUGUUAGUGUUUAUUCUGUGUGGACUUAAAAAGUUGAAAGGAAUCAAUGGUGGUAUGUGCAACACUUUUUACAAGGUCAUAAACCAAAGCUGUAGUUUGAGACUCACCUCUCUUUCUGCUGUUUGCAAACACACCUCUUGUUGAAGAAGCAGUGUUUUAUUGGAGUAUUUACUGGAGUUAUUUUUGCACACCUCUAAAUAUCUCUGUGGUGCAUACAGCCAAACUUUCCUUGUAGCACUGAGGGCUUCUCCUCUACAGUCUGAUCCACUGAUAAAGGCUGCACAACUGGAAGAGGAACUUUAUCAACUGCAGAGUCUUGAAAAAUACAAAAUCCCAAUUAUGUGAUAAUCAGCUCUCCAACUAAACACCUUGGUAGAUUUUUUUGUGAGAACCGUCAGUAAAAGCCUUGUGACGCUUGCUGGGUGAAGUAUCCAAAACCCAUGCAGAAUUGAUAUAAUGGGGCCAAAUUUAAUUUGGAAUGUUCUCUACUAUCACAAGAGCCAAGCUUUUAGUGUGGUUGCUGUGCUUUGGGGGUGAUAUAUUCACAGCCAUGGAGUAACCUUAUUUCUGGCUGAAUGUUAUUUUUUUUUAGUAGUCCUGUAAUGAGACCCUUUUGUGACAUAUUUAGCACUAUGAUUAUGUCCAAGCAGAAGCCAAUACUGGAUGGUCAACAAAUAUUUGCUUAAGCCAGUUAGCCUGUUUGCAGAGAUUAAGAGAAGCAUCUCUGAAAACCGGAUGGUCUAAGCUCUGAUUUCCAGUGGGAGCCACUGAUUCAGUCAGCCUGAUCUUGUGUAAACCACCAAACAUUCAGUGCUUCAGAUCACUGGGUGUGAAGUACUUGCUGUGAAGUUUCACACUGGGUGUUGACACAGUUUGCUGAGACAAGCCAUGACUUCCUUCAGUCCAUAUUUGUGUUACCCCAUGAAAGUGCUAGGGGACAAAAAACCCAAAUUAAAAAACCAAACCAACCCUUCGGGUCAAAGAAAUAAGAUGGAAAAAGUGAAAUUAUGAGCUCUGUAAAGAAAGGGAAUGUGCUGAGUGCUUCUUCCUGCCUCAAGCCCUGAAGUCUUGAUUUGACCUCCAGGUAAGCUUCUUUGAGCAUGCAGAUACGUGUUUGUGCUGAAUGAUAAAUGGCUCUGUGAUCAUUAUUUAAUGAAAACCACACGUGACAAAUUGUCAGGCAAGAUACUUUGUUCUUUGCUGUAGAACACAUGAAACAGCCCUUAAGAUCUGUCAGCCUGCUGGUGCUGUUUGUGUUUUUUUGGAGAUGGCUGUAUUGGUAACAGUUGGCUCCUGCUAGUCUAGGUUUAGCAGUUAAUGGCUAUCAAAUUCCUUCAGCAUCAGUAAUAACAGCAGCAGACUGGGGCUGACACAGGAGACAGUGAUUUGAAAAGAGGGAAAGUCGAGGUUAGUGAUGCAGAAGCACGGUGGGUGCACGUACAUGCGACAGCAGGCUUCCCAGAGCUUUUGCUGACAAGGGAUGCAAUUAGUUAGAGUCAAAUCCACUGGGUUUUGCCUUGUUUGUUAUCCCUAAGGACUGCUGUUUGUUCAGCUGCCUUACUACUUGUCUUCUCUUUUCAGUGUGAAGGACUGUCUGUAAGUCAGGCUGAAAUGUUGAGCUGGCGUGAUUCCUGCACUCAGAGACUGAAGUCAGUUGGAAAAUAGGUGAAAUUCUGCAGCUAUUGAAGCAGGCUGAGCAAACACACAGGAUAUGCUGCCCUUUGGGACCUGUGGUGCCAUCAGGGUCAGAUACAGUUGGAGCCACUAUCACAGAAACCCUCUCCUGGCUGUGGGGCAGAAUGAAUGCUACAGCCAUUUCUGCACUGGAAAGAUGACCCUCUGGAGUAGAAAAUGCAAGUAAAGAGAUGGUUCCACUUGCUCAGGAUUUUCUCUAUCCUAUCCUCUUUUGAAAUUGCAACUAUAGAUUCAGUUUUGAUCGCUUUGGGCUUUCAUAAAGGUCUGCUUUGAAAUUUAGUCUGAAAUUCUGCAUUCUUUUACUUUUAGUGUCCAAGCACCCAAUGUCUUUAUGUGAUUGGCUCCUACCACCCCUACCAACAAAGUCCUUUUUUUGAGUUAAUUCGGUUAGAAAAAGAUGUUUCUAGAGGAUACUUUGUGAAUUCCCAGUGAGCAAGUAAGGAAACUCUCCUUUUCUAAGUGUCUCUGUACAUAAGGGCUCACCAGAAAAUGCUCUGGAGCCAAAGGAAAUACUCUAAUCAAUUCUAGUAGUGAAAACCCUGUUAAAUCAAAAUCUUUUCUUCCUCUUUUUAUAAACUUUGUUGUCUCAACAAAUUUGGGGUUUGACAUCACCCUUUUUCCUUGCAUCAGUUCUAUCCUCUUAUUGCUGUGAGUUAUAAUUGUUGUAGCUGCUGUUCAAGGAUCAUCAUUUUGAAGAACAGUCAUGUCUUAUGGUGAUGAAUGGUGGGGAAACAAUAGCUUGAUUUCUUAUAAGCAAGUAGUGCAUCCUAAGCAUAGCAGCCUCAACUGGAACUGGUGAUGUCUUUAAAAUGCAAUCAUCCACUUGAGCUGUAGCUAAAUGUACCAUUAAUGUUACUCAUCUCACAUCUGCCUCAGUUUGGGAUUUGUCUUGGCUGGGAAAGCAGGCAGCAGGGUAGUCAUGCUGACCAUGAUGCAGGACUCCCAAAGCAGCACCCUGCCUUGCUCUGACUUACCCUUCUAAUCACCGCCUCACUCACCUGACCCAAAGUUGCCUUUGCUGUACUGAACCAUAUCCAGCUGGGAUAGAUCACCAGCUGUCAUCACUCAGAGAUGCCAUCACAACCUUUCCCCUCAUGUGAACGAGCUGUAACUUAAACCAGAAGUAAAAACUAUGCCAUGUGACUCACAGGUGUGUGCUUCUUUCUGAGUGGGAGCCACAUAUCCAGAAAAAACUGUCAUCCCUAAAGCUUGCUCCUUCAAAUACAGUCAGUGGGAUAACUGGGGGAAGGUAACCCAGAGAGAGCAGAAAAUGAGAUGGCAAUGAGUGUAAUUUAAGCUCCAAGCGUGGUCAGUGAAAAAUUAGCCUGGUUUUAGGAGCAUAGCCAGGGUCAACAGCUCAGCUUAUCUGUCUGGAUGAACAGGAGCUGGGUUUACAAUACUCUGAGAUUGUCUCUGUUUUCACAUUAAUAUCUUGCAAUUGGGACUUGGUGGAUGUCACCACAUUUUUUUGAACAAGUUAUCCUUUUCCAGUAAGUUCAGAAGAUAAUUUUAGCUCUGGUUAGUGCUACAAUAUUACUCAAAAACAGAUGCCAGUUUUACAUUUGCACCUUUGCUUUUUCCACUUCUGCAUUUCUUGGGAUAACAUUCUCAAGGACAUGCACACUCAUGAGUACACAGUGGUGGUGUCCCUGGUGAGGAUUUUCUGAACACUUGGUCCUCAGGCAAAAAAUGAUAUGGCCAAAACCUGUGUCAAUCAUGGUUUUAGCUGUGCAUGGUUCCCUGGGGCAGAGGGGAUGUUAAAAGUGUUCUUAUGCUUUCAUGGGCAGCAGUUGAGGGCUCUGGAGUGUUUGGUGUCACAUGAAUGCAAACCUCGGCACUUUUCAAAGCUUGAUCCCUGUAGUACCUCUCAUCAAUGAAUCUGCUCUUCUCUAAUUACUGCUCAUGCCUCAAGCACUGUGGAGGGAUGAUCUGAUUGCAUGAACCACUGGAUCUGACUCCUGCUUUAGUUAAAAAGAAGAGCAUCAGAGGCUCCUUUUCUGUGCCACCUUGAGCUUCUUACUAUUGAUAUAAAGUUAAUAAUUCAAUAAACCCCUUCCAGCCAGGACACCCUGUAAGGAAUACUUCCCUUCUUACAGGACCAAUAAAAGAGAUUCAGACAUUAAAAAUUGAUGGGAGUUUGGUGCAAAUGAGCUGCUCUCUAGUGAGUAGGUGGGUGCUGCUGUCCAUCCAGUGAGACUUGGGGCGGUGUGGAGGAGGAGCCGUGGCUGGGGGUUGCUGUAAAUGUCACCGAGGGCUGCGCUUGCAUUGUUGGCACAGAGCUUUAGUAAAUGCAGUGUCCCGCAGUGUCCCAGCAGCUGAGUCUUCACAGAAGGGCAAGCAGAGGACAGGGAAUGCCAGUUUUACAUUUUAAUAGAGGGGGAAUAAAAUUCUUGGUCUAUGGUGGGGAGAGCUGCUAUGCUUUACUGCCAUUGCCUCAGCUCUUGCAGACUGUUGGGAAGAAAGGGUUUCCACUCACCCCCACACAGAGCCAGCACUGAAGGGGGAAAAACUAACUUCUGAAGUCAACAUUUUAGAGGAGAAAAAGCCCUCUAAUGAGAGUAUGGAGCAAGCCCAGCACUUGUUACUAUGCUGAUUAGGAGUGACAAGUAUAUCUCUGGAUAUUAGGGAAGUAGUUUAAAAUAUGCCAUAGUUUUUAGCAUAAUAAGAUGCACUGCAGAUAUGUCACAUCCAUUUUAUUCUCCACAGCUGUUUACAAAAGGGAAAAAACCCACCAAAAUCCUGAGAUUGGAGCAGCUGCAGUCACUCAGCUGUCAAUAUGGGACAAGGCUCUUUCUGCUCUUUUAUUUCCACUUCACUCUGUUCUGCUGCGCAUAUUUGGCUGUUCUGUGAAUUUGCAGAUCAUGAGAUUUUUUUCCAACUGCUUUUGAUCUGUACAGAAAGACUCACCCAGCUCUCAUUUGAAUACAUUAAUACUUUGAGUAGGCAUUUUAAUUUUAUGUUUACUGGCUUGUUUCCCUUUGUAAUGUUAUCUAACUGACAAGUUUGUCGUGCUCUGCAUUACCUUUAGACUUUUGAAUCUAAAACAUUUCCUCUUUCCUGAAAGCGAUGAUAAUUUUUAGAGAUGCUACAAAGGCAUCUUCAUUUCCUCAGGAGAAAACCUGAAUUACCCUCAGCUUUGAUUACUAUAAAAUCAACACUGAAGCACGUAAUUUCUUUUACAUCAUGAACAAAGUAUAUUUUAUGCCAUCAACUGUAGUUUGAAUUGUAGUUUAAAAAUCUGCCUAAGCACUAACAGCAGCAUUUUGUUUGUGAUUUCCAUGCCAGGGAAGUCAAAGCAUUAAAGGAAUUUUCUGUGUUGGAGUCUUUCCCACAAAGGUCUGCUGUCUUUUCCCCAACAAUUGUGAAUGUAGCACAAUGUACAGAAUUUUAGCAAGAACCCUGAUUCCUAAACAUUUGGCCAGAAGGAUGAGGAGAGGAUGUGGGUUUUGUUGAUCAAGCACAACCAUUUCAGUGGAAAAAAUGCACUACAUCUGGUCAGACAAUUGAUCUCGUUGGUGGGGUAAUGCUGUCUUUGGGGAGGGUAUAGGUGUUAGCAAAUCACCAAACUGUGAACCAUUCACUGUCAGAAGCAUUUGGCUUGUGUCUUUAAGUUCUUGUGGUCAAGUGUGGUACGGUGGGCUUGAGAAAGGAAUGUGUUUUGGAUGACCAGGAUGAUGAAUGUAUGAUGCUUCACAUUUAUUUGUAAUGUUCUUUUUAUACUUAGAAAUUGCUUACAUGUGUAUCUGUAUGUAAAUAAAUGUUUAAUCCUUUCCA